AUGAUCAGUUACAAGACUCUUUUCCUUCUCACCGCCUUCAUACUCACCCUUUCAGGGUUGCUUUCACUAAUAACUGAUUCGGAUUCAAACAGAGGGUUAUAUGAUUUGUAUCCUUCAAAUACUGACCACAAUAAAGAUCUAGGAGAUAGUCCGGUAGCGAACAUGACUUAUUUUCUAAUGUUAACCGAAGGGAUCGCUGGUGGGUUCAAACCACCAACUAUAAGGCGUGUCAUAGAGUUAAGCAGUGAUGGUACUAUUGGAUUCGUCAAGCAGUCUACGCUGAAAAAUAAGGACGACUAUGUUGUUCAACAGGGUGAAGUGUCAAGUCGAGAACUCGCCGUGCUUGGUGUUGACCUCCGCACGUACCUCGCUAUUCUCCCUCGUGAAGAACCUGAGGGUGGUGAGGAUAUCUACGGCCUUGAUAUAUCUAUUUCGUUUCAGACAGACGGCUUCGAAUGGCGAAAUGGUGCUCCAGAAGGUUGCACGAACGAGCCAUCUAGAGUACAUCCUACUCCAGAACAGAAGGCUAUGUUCAGGGAGUUGGUAGAAAGAAUUCAGAGCGUUGGACAGCAGUUUGCCAUAAAUACUGUCGAGAGUUGA
Molecule: messenger RNA, 600 nt
Organism: Paraglomus brasilianum
Lineage: Eukaryota; Fungi; Glomeromycota; Glomeromycetes; Paraglomerales; Paraglomeraceae
Source: the annotation of a GenBank genome assembly